AUGUUAUUCCUGAAUGAUGCGAUACUAGUUUUGUGGGGCCGCAGGAAAGUCAUGAUUCGUGUAGAUGCAAAACUAGGCGCUCCAAAGGAUGGUGCCUCACCUAUUGAAUUGUUCCAGGCCGAUGUUUACCCCUUGAAAAUACAUUUGACUGAGACCAUGUACCGGAUGAUGUGUGGAUAUUUCUUCACGGAGGAGGAACAAGACAGCCACCGGCGGCAGGAAGUUUGGAAGGUCUCGACAACUGCUGGUUUAAGAAGAGGCAAAACCAAGGAAUUAGAGGGAUCCUCCAAAUCAACCACUGCCGACCCCUUGGCAUCAAAGAAAGGGAAAGUAUCAGGCCAUGAGUUAAGGAGAAGCUCUUCUUUUGAUAGAACAUGGGAAGAAAAUGUAGCCGAAUCUGUGGCUAAUGAACUUCUAGAACAAAUGCAAUCCUUUGAACAGGAAGAGUUGAGUAAACCUAAAGCCAAGGACUCAAAAACUUGUGCAAAAUCAUCAAAAACUGGAAAAGCUUCAAAACCUGGACAUGAAGAAAAGAAGGUAGGUAAACCAACCGAUGGAAAGAAAGGCAAGCCUGAGGUGAUUAGAGAGUUUCAUAAUAUCAAGAUAAGUCAGGUGGAACUACUGGUGACUUAUGAAGGUUCAAGAUUUGCAGUAAGUGAUCUGAGGUUGCUGAUGGAUUCAUUCCACCGUGUUGAAUUCACUGGAACUUGGAAGAAGCUGUUUGCCAGAGUUCAAAAGCAUGUUAUUUGGGGAGUCCUCAAGUCUGUCACUGGAAUGCAGGGUAAGAAGUUCAAAGAUAAGUUGCAUGGUCAAAACAAAGAACCAAAUCUAGCGAAUGUCCCGACACUUGAUCAUGAUAGCGACAACGAGGAUGGCUGCAAAUCCGAGAAUCAUGGUUUAGGUUUUCCUAAACGGCCUGCUGCUGCUGAUGGAGCUGGUGAUGGAUUUGUUACCUCUGUUAGAGGACUAUUCUCUACACAACGCCGCAAGGCCAAAGCCUUUGUCCUUCGCACAAUGAGAAAUGAAGGAGAAGAGCCAAUGCCUGGCGACUGGAGUGAUAGCGAGGAUUAUUCUCCUUUUGCUAGACAACUCACUAUAACAAAAGCCAAGAAACUUAUCAAACGCCACACCAACAAGUUUAACUCACACAAAGGUUUUUCUGUUGACGGACUUCCAUUUUCACCGAGAGAUCACGGGGCAUCUGAAACUGAUUCUUCGAGUGGUGAUCCUUUUGAGGAAUACCUCGAGUACAAAGCUGCCCAAGAAAAUGAUGCCCAGGAAAACACUCUUGCUGAAAAACCACCAUCCACGCCGUAAUGUGGUUGCUAAAAACAACCCAAUGUAGAUAUAUAAACAAAUUAUAGUUUCUUUAUGAUGGUUUAACUGCAUUUUGAUCUUUCUUUCGAUCUUUAUUUAUGGGAGUUGUAUACACGGAACAAAUUUAUAUGUUGUAGAUGUUCUUGUUACCAGGCGAUUUGACAAUUUGACAGUACUCAAGAGGUUCAUGAUUAUGUAUACAUGAAAUUUCUGUAUUUAGAAUCAAAAUAAAGGUGAAAUUUUUUACGAU
Messenger RNA from Lactuca virosa, 1567 nucleotides. The record is from the annotation of a GenBank genome assembly. NCBI's taxonomy places the organism in Eukaryota, Viridiplantae, Streptophyta, Magnoliopsida, Asterales, Asteraceae.